Molecule: messenger RNA, 234 nt
Organism: Adineta steineri
Lineage: Eukaryota; Metazoa; Rotifera; Eurotatoria; Adinetida; Adinetidae
Source: the annotation of a GenBank genome assembly
AUGACGCGGGGUAAUCAGCGUGAUCUUGCUCGGGAAAAAAAUUUAAAAAAUCAAAAAGGAAAAGGUCAGUCAGCGGCUGAAACGGAAGCAAAUAAAGGAUUAUCGUUACAAGAACGUCAACUACGCGAUGCAGCAAAAAUGCGCGAAAAACAACAAUUAGCUGCACAAAAGAAAUCAGGUGGAAAUAAUAAUACGCCAGGAAAUGGAGGUGGAGCGGCUGCAUCAACUAACUAA